AUCAUGCAGCUGUUACACCCACGCGACCUGCUGAAUCUCGCGCGGACGAACAAGAGCUGCCGAGAGCUCCUUAUGAAUCGCAGCAAUGAGUUUCUCUGGAAAGCUGCCCGAGCCCAAGUCGAGGGGCUGCCGAAGAUUCCCCCAGGGCUUUCCGAGCCAGCCUACGCCAACCUGGUGUUUUUCAACAACUGUCAUGUAAUUGACGCCUUCCGCCUCAAGUGGGGCACGCUUACCGACCGGGGCGAACAGACCCAAUUCGUGCAAGAGUGUGCGGGAGCCGCCGUGGCGCGAGAGCGUGCCGCCAGCCAUCUAUACCGCUGGAUGUCGGACCGGCUAGACAAUCGAAAGAAGGAGUUAGGACACCUGAGGGAUGCUAGAUUCGAAGCGAUCAAGACACGCCUCCAAGACGAAGGUUGCGGCAAGGAGCUCGAGGCCUUGGACGUGUACGCGUUUUCUUCCCCACAUCACAGUUUCCUCGUUUCUGACACUCGGCCAGCGUGGAACAGUAUCCGAGAUGACGUGGUCAAAUACGUGCAGCAUUGCUAUACCGAACAGCUGAGACGUGAACAGCUUCAACUGUUCUCGAAGAGGAUGGGGCUACUACGUGCAGCUUUUGCGGACCAUCGCAGAGAAACAGGUCGAUUGGACCGGCUUCGGACCAUGGCCGACGCCUGCGAACCCGAGGCUGGCGACCUGGCGUACUUGCCCGAGUUCCGCGAAGUGAUCGAGGCCCCAGCAGAAGUCGAUGUUUCCAAAGAAACAUUCGCCCAGCUUAUGACGCCAUGGCCCCAGCUCGUCGCAAGAUGGACCGGUGAGCGGAAGGCUGAGUUCGAGCGGCUGAUGCUGCCCGCUCUGAAGGGCACACUCGCCGUCGCCGCCAAAGACAUACUCGACCUUGCCGUUGCGACAUUCUCAUGCUACAAGUGCUGGGGAGUUCGUCUACGCUGGCCCGCCGUCCUCAACCAUCCCUGCUUCCGGCCUCAAUCUCAAGGACCUUCUGAAAAUGCCGUCAGCACUGAGUUCGACAGGGCCGUGUACACCACAAGAAGUUACUGGGACGUGUUCAGUAUCAAGCCGGCGUGCGUCGGCGUGCAUUUCAGCCGCACGCGUAGCACUAUACGUGUGUGUAGCCAAGACCCUGACACCGUGACCUGGGAAACCAUGCAAGCGGAUCCGGCGCGGUUGAUGUGCAAGCUGUGUUCGACGGUGGAUAGAUGUCAAAUCUUCGAUUGGGUAGCCGCGGUAAGUGGCUUGACAUACUUUCUGUUCAAUCUGCAGGACUCAGACGAUCCGUCUACUAGGCUAUACACGAAGCUGAACAUUGGGACGACAUUCUUGAUCCUGACCAAGUGGUAUGGCUGCGCGUUCCCGACGAUCAAGCCGUGCAAGCCGGCAAGCUCGCAGAAGCGCUUGAUGCGUCGACCAGGGACGAGGUCGCGUACACCACUGACGGCCAACAUUAUCUUACCUGCGCCUUGUGCUCUCACUAUCAAGUCAAGCAUACGAAGUCUAUGCAGGAGCACAUCAAGAAGAGGUGAGUUCGUCCCGCUCUAA
Molecule: messenger RNA, 1554 nt
Organism: Trametes versicolor FP-101664 SS1
Lineage: Eukaryota; Fungi; Basidiomycota; Agaricomycetes; Polyporales; Polyporaceae
Exons: 5
Source: RefSeq, a predicted model, not a curated record